Messenger RNA from Fusarium coffeatum, 948 nucleotides. RefSeq lists its product as uncharacterized. Gene Ontology annotation, molecular function: GTP binding; GTPase activity. The record is from RefSeq and is a predicted model, not a curated record. The transcript is spliced from 3 exons. Lineage: Eukaryota; Fungi; Ascomycota; Sordariomycetes; Hypocreales; Nectriaceae. Gene Ontology annotation, cellular component: endosome. Bases 1 to 948 code for a protein of 315 amino acids.
AUGGUUAGCCAAUUCACACAAGGCCUAUUCGAUGAAAACGUCAAACGGACUCUGGGCGUAAAGCCUACUCUUAAAAUGACCCAAGUGGGCUCAAGCACCGUCAAGGUAGCUGUCUGGGACACCGCAGGUCAAGAACGUUACCGUGCACCCGUAAACUACUACUACGAUGCCGUCGCUGUGGUGGUAGUUUAUGAUAUUACUAGCCGCAAGAGCUUUGAGGAUGCGUCCAAGUGGCUCGAAGAGGCCCGCGGUAAUGCGGACCCUGGUGUGGUUAUUAUGCUGGUGGGCAAUAAGAGCGACUUGGGCAAUUUGAGAGUGGUUGAGACUAAGAGGGCUGUGAGGACUGAGGAGGGUGCUUUAUUUGCUCGGAAAGAAAAGAUUCUUUUCGCUGAGAUAUCGGCCAAGUAUACGAGCCAAGUUGAGGGCGCAUUCCAAACUCUACUGAACAUCCGAUACUACAAGUAUAAAAACGAGGUCGCCCUUCUUGUACCUACUGUUAUCAGUCUUCCGCAUUCUCAAAAUCUUGCAAUCAUUCAUCAAAUCACCAUGUCAGAUCUUCACUACACCCCAAUCAUCCUCAAAGCCGCCUCAGCCUUCUUGAUCUACGCCGGCGCCGAACAUGUAGUCCGCGGUAUAAACAAGUACCUCACCAUCGAAGAACAAGAGAAACUUCCCUUGCAAACCGUCGCAUUCAUGGAUUCACAAUAUCGCUUCCUCGGUGGAAUAUUCAUAGGCUUUGGCAUAGCGGUAGCUUGGACGGUAUCUAAUAUUCCUGCCUACUGGAUACCGCUCAAGAUCCUUCUGGGUGCUAUGAUGCUGGGUGGUGUUGGGCGAGCUGUGUCUGCUGCGGUGUAUGGAUGGAAGCCCACGUGGACGAGGCAGGCAACCAUUAAUGAGCUUAUUAUUCCGCCUGCACUUUAUUGGUUUGGGAUUCGACAGUACAUCUGA